AUGUCGGCCGCCUGGCUCACUCCGCCCGUCACACUGACGGGGAGUCGCGAGUUUACCUGUGACAGCUUUGGCUUCACACAAGAGCAGUGCGACUACUACCAGCAGCGUUGGCAUUUUUGGUUCAUCGCUGACCGCGUCUUUGCGCUGUCGACCAUCGCCUUUCUCAUGAGCGUCCUUGGCAUCUUCAAAGUGACCGCAUUAACACGAUACUUGUCUUACCGCGGCUUCCACGUCCAGGCACUGCGAUGGGAAUCGGCCCCCUUGGGGCUUCUGCUCCUGGCAGCAGUAGGGACAAUCUUCUUCUUCUGCAUGGAUCUGAUUCCCCAACCAUACUACUGGCCAAGUUUGGAUUUUGGCGGCUCUCCACCAUUGGGAACAAGAUCGGGGUGGAUGGCCCUGGCAUGCAUGCCUUUUGUCUUCGCGACGGCGAGCAAGUCGAACUGGAUCACACUUAUCACAGGGGUCUCGCACGAGAAGCUCCAAGUGUUCCACCGAUGGAUAUCCUACGCUUUUUUCCUCCUUGCACUUAUGCAUACAUUUCCCUUUAUUGUAUAUCACAUCCGAUUUGGUGACAUGGUCAUGCAAUUUGAGAUGGGCCUCAUAUUUUACUGGACAGGCAUUGUGGCACUUAUCUUCCAAGCUUGGCUUACUUUUGCAUCCCACAGUGUGAUUCGAAAUCUAGGUUAUGAAUUUUUCAAAGCGACCCAUUUUCUCGCCGCUGCCAUAUUUGUCUUGGUAUUUUUCUGGCAUUGCGAUUACACCCUGACUUCUUGGCACUACUUCAUUGCGACAGCGGCUGUGUAUGUCCCAUGCUACGUUUAUCCUUGGCUCCGGACUUGCUUCGAGUACGGCACGAGGGCAAAAGCCCAGGUUACCGUUGAAGACGGUGGCUUCACUCGCAUUUCAAUCCCGGCAAACUUCACAUGGAUACCGGGACAGCACUGCUUCCUCCGCUUCACCGGAUUUGGAUUUUUUCAAGCUCUCUCGGCCCAUCCAUUCACCAUAUGCUCGUUGCCAUCCAGAGAGACAAACGAAAGGUCCGAGCUCAUCUUUUACAUUCGCCACCAGCGCGGCUUAACGGCACGUCUGCACCAGACUGCUUUAGAAAAUCCGGGUUCUUCCAUCCCCGUACUUGUCGAUGGUCCGUAUGGAGGGAUUAACCAGCAAUCAUACGCUCACAGUGACCAUCUUCUCGUCAUUGCAGGAGGAUCAGGUGCCGGUUGGACUUUGCCCUUUAUUGAACAAUUUGUCUUGUGCCAAUCAAAACCCUUUGAUGAAGAGCGUGGCCAAGCAGCAGAUCUUGAGAGCAUCGAGAAAAAGACGAAGAAUAAUGAAUGCAGUACUUACGGGUCAUUUACUCUCCGCGUCAUAGUAGCAAUUCAAGAUGCUAGCACUCGGAUUUGGUACAUACGAAUUGUCAAGGAGCUACUAUCCCGAUAUUCAACAAGAGAGUCGAUUUCCAAUAUUCGUAUCCAGUUACAUUUGACUGGCCAGACUGCACAAGGGGUUGACCUGACUGACAAAAUCCAUGACCUUUCAGGAGGCUUAACUAACCCUUCCUCCUCGCCGGAGAGCAUUAUUGCCCCAGAGGGCAGAGCAGAGACCCCAUUGUCGGCGCUAUUUGACAAUCACCUCGACGAGCGGCCUCAUUUACCGCUGAUUAUCCAAGAAGAAGCCGUCAGAGUAGCAGAUCGAGGGGAAUCGCUUGCUAUCUUUGUUUGUGGGCCAGAUACUAUGCAGCAUGAUGUUAGAAAUGCUGUUGCAGAAGCAAACCUAAAUAUCCUAAAGGGAUCCAAGUCUGGAGGAGUUUAUUUACACUCUGAACAUUUCUCUUGGGCAUAAUUUAUUAUAGGGUUUCAAUCUUUCUUAAAGCAAAAGCAUUUCCCAGCUCAGUGUUAACGUAAACUUAAUAAUAAUCCAUUUAGUAUAUAUUAC
Trichoderma virens Gv29-8 is the source of this 1935-nucleotide messenger RNA. RefSeq lists its product as uncharacterized. Gene Ontology annotation, cellular component: plasma membrane. Lineage: Eukaryota; Fungi; Ascomycota; Sordariomycetes; Hypocreales; Hypocreaceae. The record is from RefSeq and is a predicted model, not a curated record. Bases 1 to 1842 code for a protein of 613 amino acids. Gene Ontology annotation, molecular function: ferric-chelate reductase activity. Gene Ontology annotation, biological process: iron ion transport; intracellular iron ion homeostasis; copper ion import. The transcript is spliced from 7 exons.